CAAUCCUUCUUCCAAAACGUGUUUUUCUCUUACCCUGUUUCACUAUGGUAAGUCUAUUAUAAGUGUUUAUAUUUGACCUGUCAGGACGGUUUUCGCGGGAAAUUGCGCACAUGCGUCACUCGCGCGUGUGUCUCGUCAUAUCCGUAAAUAGAGAGAAGUAGCUCCGGUCACUUUGCGCGUGUCUGGUGUGGGAACGAGAAAGAUUGACAUGGAGCCGCUAAAUCUCCGGCGAAUCACCCGUUUUAAACAAACGCUGAACAGAGGAGAGUGCUGGAGAAAAGAGAACGAGACACAGAUCGUAAUAAAACAAGAAUCAAUUCGCUUUUCGGAGAUGGCGGGAACUGAGGGUUUGAAGUGUUGUAAAAGCGAUGAAAGAGAUGAUGGUGUUUUUAUCACUCAGCAGAACAGCCUGAUGCACCAGAUAACUGAAGCUGCUUCAGAUGAACGCUCUGACCGAUAUGAACGUCGAAACAAACUCUCUUGAGCUGCAGUCAUGUGACUCUUACCUGUACGAGUGUCUCCAUCAUCUGGACACAAACAAAACGACAUCAUCCCGCAGGAAGUGAUGUCAUGAGCUGGUUUUGAUGAAUUCGGUGAUGUUGGUGAAGUCGAAUCACAGAUCAGUAUUUCACACCGGCGGUCAUCAGAGAAAGGGAAGCCCUGCGCGGCUCCAGAGCUUCACCCGCAGCCGGCUCUUCCUGGCAGCUCCGGCGAUCAUCACAGGUCAGCCUCGUCGUCUUUCACCUGGACACUCACAGUCAACAGUUAAAGUUACACUGUAGUAAAUAAAUUAAAGAUGCCCUCGAAGGAGAAAAAAACACGGCAGGCACAGGAAACCGAAGAAGACGAGGACGAUGACGGAGAGGAGAAGAAAUCAAAGUCGAGAAGGAAAGGUAAGAUCAGCGGUCCAGAUUGUGCCACAAAGAAGAAACCGAAACACACUGAGGACACAGAGACGGUCAGCGAUGCAUCCGAGGUGAGGAAGAGCCGCAGAGGGACCAAGAAGAAGAAAAGCUCUAAACCGGAGGAUGAGGAGGAGGUGAAGAGCAGCAGCGAGGACGGUGAAGAUGAACACAAACACAAGAAGAGACAACAAAACCUUCCAGAUGUCGUUCAAGUGAACAAAGACAGGAAAAAGAGCAUCAUGGGAUCCAAAGACAAGAAGUCCAAAGACGAGGGGAAGAAGAAGAAGAAAGCCGAGAAAGAAGAUACGGAGCCAGAGGAGGAGGACGACGACUCCCAGAAGAAGAAGAAGAAGAAGUCCAAGAAAGGAACCGCUGACAGUGACGACGAGGGCAAGAAGGGGAAAGGCAAGAAGAAGAAAUCCAAACACGUUGAUUAUGUGGAGAUCUACGAGAACGAACUGAGGAACUAUGAGCCUGAAAAAGUGGAGAACUAUGAGGACGAGUACCACAAGAAGAAAGUCUAUGAGGUGGUGACCAUCACCGGAGACGUCAACGGCGCAGGUACAGACGCCAAUGUCUUUAUCACGCUGUUUGGUGACUAUGGCAUCACUCCCAAGUUGCACCUGGCCAGCAACACAGAGAAGAGGAAUCGAACUGCUUUUGAAAAAAACAAGACUGAUGUCUUCCGGAUAAAAACACACAAUGUCGGCCCGCUGAAGAAAGUUAGGAUUGAACACGAUAACACGGGUCUGAACGCCAGCUGGUUUCUGGACCGGGUCGUGGUCACGGACAUGAACAGGCCACAUUUACGCUUCUACUUCGCCUGCAACAACUGGCUGAGCAGGACCGAGGGCGACAGCCUGUUCGUCCGGGACCUGCUGGGCAGUCUGGAUCCCAUGGACAUGCCCAAAUAUAAUAAAUAUGUCGUGAGUGUGUUCACGCCUGAUGUGAAAGGAAGUGGGACGGAUGCUGAUGUUUUCCUCAAUAUUUUUGGUGAAAAUGGAGAUACAGGCGAGAGAAGACUCGACAACGAUAAAAACAACUUUGAGAGGGGAACAGAAGACAAGUUCACCAUAGAAGCUCCAAAUCUGGGCAGAAUCCGGAAAAUCACCAUCGGCCACAACAACAGAGGCUCUUCGGCUGGAUGGUUCGUGGAGAAGGUCAUACUGGAUGAUUUGGGAAACAAAGCCGUGUACGAGUUUCCCAUCAACCGCUGGUUUGCCAUCGAUGAAGAUGAUGGGAAGAUUCAGAGAGAUAUUCUGGUUGGAGGAAGUCAACCCACGGGGAUCGUCUACAACGUUCAGGUGGUGACGGGGAACAUCAGAGGUGCCGGAACCAACUCCAAAAUCCACAUGAUCAUGCACGGCUCCAAAGGCCUGAAGAACAGCGGCAAGAUCUUCCUGGAGGGAGGGAAGUUCGAGCGCGGCCUCACCGACAUCUUCAACGUGGAGAUCGCGGCGCUGCUCAGUCCGCUCAGUCGCGUCACCAUCGGUCACGAUAACGGCGGGGUCAGUGCCGGCUGGUACUGCGACAAGGUGGUUGUCUUCUGUCCGUUCACCGGCAUCGAACAGACGUUCCCCUGCUCUAGAUGGCUGGAUGAGAACGAGGGCGAUGGGAUCAUCGAGAGAGAGCUCUAUGAAAUGGUCUCGCUCAGACACAAGAGGCAGAAAAAACACCCCUGGUCCCUCUGGAUUUGGACGUCGGAUCUUGCAGGCGCAGGAACAGACGCCUCCGUCUUACUCCAGAUAUACGGGGAGAAGGGCAAGUCUGACGAGAUGAGACUCGACAACAAAACAGACAACUUCGAGCAGGGCCAGCUGGACAAGUUCAUGGUGGAACUGCCGGAUCUCGGGAAGCUGACGAAGUUGAGGAUUUGGCACGAGAAGAGGAACCCCUUCGCCGGCUGGCAUCUGAGUCGAAUCUCCAUAAUGAAAACUUUAACGAAGGAAACCUUCAAGUUCCCGUGCGAGCGCUGGCUGGACACUAACGAGGACGAUAACGAGGUGGUGCGGGAGCUUCCGGCCACAGGAGAGCUGAUCCCAGAGCCGCUGCCAGUUAUCAAGUAUCGCGUCACGGUGUACACGGGGAACGUGAGCGGCGGCGGGACAGACGCACACGUGUUUCUGAGUCUGAUCGGAGAUCAGGGCGACACGGGCGACCGCGCUUUAAUCAACUGCAAGAACAACGUCAACAAGUUCGAGAAGGGCAACGCGGAUGAGUUCAUCAUCGAGGCCGUGUCGAUCGGUCAGGUGCGGCGGGUGCGGAUCGGUCACGACGGCCGCGGCGGAGGAUGCGGAUGGUUCCUGGAUAAAGUGCUGAUCAGAGAGGAAGGACAGGCCGAGUCUCAGGCCGUUGAGUUCCCGUGUAACAGGUGGUUCGACCGUAAUGAAGACGACGGGCAGAUCGUUCGUGAGCUGGUGCCGUUCGCAGACGGACAGAGACUUUACAACGUCAGCUAUCACAUCGCCGUGAAGACGGGGAACGUCAGCGGAGGAAGCUCCGACUCUAAAGUGUUCGUGAAGUUCUACGGCGAGAAGGGCGACACCAGCAGGAUGAUGCUCGCCGUGUCCGACAACAACCUGCGCAACUACUUCGAGACGGGACGGGUGGACGUGUUCACCGUCGACACCGCCGACAUCGGCCAGAUCAACCGGCUCCUGAUUGGUCACACUAACGAAGGCAUGCGCGCCGGCUGGUUCCUGGACAGCGUUCAGAUCAUGGUUCCCAAUCACGGAAGACACUACAUGUUCCCCAGUCACCGCUGGCUGUGCCGAGAAGAGGCUGAUGGGAAGACGGAGGUGGAGAUUUACCCCAGUGAAAUACUGGACGUUGAACAAUUGAUCAACUACGAGGUGACGGUGGUGACGGGGGACGUGUUCGCCGGAGGCACCAAUGCCAAUGUCUUCAUCCAGAUAUACGGAGAUCAGGGGAAGACGGAGGUGCUGAACCUCGGCAGCAGAUCCAAUAACUUUGAACGAGGAACAACAGAGAUCUUCAAGGUUGAAGCUAAAGACGUGGGGAAGAUCUUCAAGAUCCGCAUUAGCAAUGACGAGACGGGCAUCGGAGCGGGAUGGUACCUGGACCGGGUGGAGAUCAAGCGUCUGAUCAUGGCCAUGGUGCCCAAAGAGAAGAAAGAAGACAAGAAGAAAAAGAAGAAGAAGAAGAAGGCGGAGGAGGACGAGGAUGAGGAGGGCGGUGAGGAAGAGCUGCGUGAGGUGGUCCAGUCCUACUUGUUCCCCUGCGACCGCUGGCUGGCGUCUGACGAGGAGGACGGAGAGAUGGUGGUGGAGCUUCUGCUGGAGGACAGCGAGGAGCUGGAGGAAAACACGUAUGAGGUCAGCGUCUUCACGGGAAACAUGAUGGGGGCCGGAAGCGACGCCAACGUCUUCAUCAACAUCUACGGGGAGAACGGAGACACCGGGGAGCGACGGCUGAGGAAGUCCAACCAUCUGAACAAGUUCGAGCGCGGACAGGAGGACACGUUCUCCAUCACCGCCGUGGAACUGGGGCCUCUGAAGAAACUGAGGAUCCGUCACGACAACAGCCAUCAGUCGGCCUGGUACCUGGACCGGGUGGAGAUCGUGGACACUAAAGACGACACCACGUAUUACUUCCCCUGUAAUCGCUGGUUAGCAGUCGAUGAAGACGAUGGUCAGAUUGCCCGAGAGCUCGUUCCUGUGGAUGAAGCCUUCAUGAGGAAGGACGAGGAUGAGGAGGAGUCUGGGGCCACGCUGGGAUUGGAGCAGAAAGCGAUGUCGACAACAUACACCCUGAGGAUCAAGACCGGAGAAAAGAAGCACGCUGGAACAGACGCCAAUAUCUUUGCGAUCCUGUACGGAGAGAUUGACGACACAGGAAUCAUCAACCUGAAAGCCUCUAAAUCUCACAAAAACAAGUUUGAGAAGGGAAUGAUCGACGAGUUCACCGUGGAGGCCGUCGAUCUCGGAGAACUUCAGAAACUGAGAAUCGGCCAUGACGACUCGGGAGGGUCGGCGGGUUGGUUCUUGGACUGGGUGGAGAUUGAUGCUCCUUCUCAAGGACAGAGGCUUCGCUUCCCAUGCGGCCGCUGGCUGGACCGAGGAGAGGACGAUGGAGCCGUCGUCAGAGAUCUGUAUCCUGCCGAGCUGCAGACUGAACUUUACACACCAUUCGUUCCCUAUGAGAUCACCACCUUCACGAGCGACGUGUUCGCCGCGGGGACGGACGCGAACGUGUUCAUCGUCCUGUACGGUCAGAAGGGCUUGUGUACGCAGCAGAAGUACCUGUGCGUCAACAAGAGAGAACGACGCUUGUACUUCGAGAGAUCAGCAGAAGACAUGUUCAUCGUGGAGCUGGAAGACAUCGGUGACAUCAUAGAGAAGAUCCGGAUCGGACACGAUAACAAAGGGACGAAUCCCGGCUGGCAUCUGGACAGAGUGGAAAUCAGAAGACUUUUAAGAAAAGGAAAGGGUUCGGAGACCACCAUCUUCCCCUGCGAGCGCUGGCUGGCCCGCUCUGAGGACGACGGAGAGACGGUGAGAGAGCUGGUGCCGUCCGACAUCAUCACGGAGAAGCUGCUGAGAGACGGGACGCUCAAACACCAAGAGAUCGAGGUGGAGGACGCUCUGGAGACUCACACAUAUAAGGUGUCGGUGAGGACGGGCGACAUGAACGGAGCCGGCACUGAUGCCAACGUCUUCCUGACCAUCUACGGAGAUCUGGGAGACACGGGAGAACGAAAGCUCCGCAAAUCUGAGAGCAGCAGUAACAAGUUUGAGAGAGGAGCGGUGGACAAGUUCAGCAUCGAAGCCGUGGACCUCGGUCAGGUGUUUAAGAUCCGGAUACGACACGACGAUUCCCAGGCUGGAGCCGACUGGUACCUGGAUCAGGUGGAGGUGGUGGACGUGGAGACAGAAGAGGUGUACAUGUUCCUGUGUGAACGCUGGCUCUCCAAGAAGAAGGAGGACAAGCGCAUCGAGAGGACCUUCUUCGUCAAGGGAUACGAGGGCGAGAGGAACCCUCAGAACGCAAAGAAGAGCCUGCAGAACUCUAAAGCGGGUCUGGACAGCAACAUGAACAAGAAGAAGAAGAAGAAGAAGAAGGCUGUUAUUAUGGAGGAGGGGCCGAUGAUCCCGUACCACUUCACCGUGUCGACGGGAGACGAUCGUGACGCCAGCACCAGCAGCCGAGUCUACGUCAUCAUCAUGGGGCCCAACGAUCUGGAGACGGAGCGGCUCUGGCUGGAUCUGCCCGACGGGAAGAAGUGCUUCGCUGCGGGAGGAAUGGAGCAUUUCAUGUGCUACGGACUGGAUGUGGGCGAGAUCAAGAGAGUCGAGCUGGGUCAUAAUGGAGCGACUCCGGAGAGCUGCUGGCUGGUGGAUGAGCUGUCUGUGGCCGUUCCCACCAAAGGCAUUCAGUACAACUUCCUGUGCAAGUGCUGGCUGGCCAAAGACAGAGGAGACGGUCUGACGGCCAGAGUCUUCAACAUACUGGACGCCACGACCAUCAGCAUCAUUCGAAAGGUGGUUUACGAGGUGACGGUCGUCACGGGUGACACUCAGAAUGCAGGAACCGACACCAACAUUUUCAUAACUGUGUUCGGGGCCAAUGGGAGCUCGGAGGAGAUGCUCCUUCUGAAGAACGAGGACAGGUUUGAAAGAGGCCAGGAAGACACAUUUAACCUGGAGAUCGAUGACAUCGCGCCCCUGAAAAAGCUCCGCGUCCGCAUCGACGGGACAGGAAGUCGUCCUGAUUGGUUCCUCGACAAGAUGAUCAUGAGAAACCUGACCACGGAGGAGGUGUACGUUUUCACCUACGAGGAAUGGCUCUCCAAGACCAAAGGACCCAAGAGGACGAAGGUCUGUGAACUUCCUGCCGUGGUGGACGACGAGGAGAUGGUGGAGAAAACCACGUACAUCAUUCAGGUUAAAACCAGUGACGUUGCUGCCGCUGGUACUGACGCCAACGUGUUUCUGAUUGUGUUCGGGGAGAACGGCGACACGGGAACGCUGGCACUGAAGGAGAGCAGCAACAGGAACAAGUUCGAACGCAAACAGGUGGACGUUUUCCGCUUCUUGGACGUCCUCAGUCUGGGCGAGCUGUCCAAGGUCCGAGUGUGGCACGACAACAAGGGUCCGGCUCCCGGAUGGCACCUGGAAUACAUCGACGUGAAGGACGACCUGCUCGAUCAGACCUUCCGCUUCCCGUGCGACCGAUGGCUGGCCAAAAGCGAGGACGACGGUCAGAUCAUGAGAGAACUGGCAUGUGCCAAUAACGAUAUUCUGGACCUCAGUGACAAGACCAAGUAUGAAAUCGAGAUCACGACAGCCGGCUCUGAUGACGCUGAGACGAAGGAGAACGUCUGGAUCGUGCUGGAGGGGAAAAAGGGACGUUCGAAGGAGUUUAUGAUGGAGAACCCCAAGAAGAAGAAGUUUUUGCGUGGUGCCACUGAUUCAUUCGAGUUUUCCUCUAAAAAUGUGGGAGAGAUCGUCGGUAUUUGUUUGGGCCAUAUAACGAAGGAGAAAAAAGUCAAGAACGAGUCUUUCUGGCACGUGCAGGAGGUGGUGAUCACGGAGAAAGAGCUGAGAAACAAAUUCUACUUCACGUGUGACGCACGGAUUCCUCUGGCAGCCAAGAAAGACGAGUUCAUGACGUUCGAGUGCACCAAAACCGUGGAGAGUUUCGCCAGCAAAGUCCGCAGUUUGGUUCCCGUCAAAUACGAAAUAAUCGUCAUCACCGGAGACGUGAAGGAAGCCGCCACCGACGCCAACGUCUUCAUCACGCUCUACGGCGUCAACGGAGACUCAGGGAAGCGAGCGCUCAAGCAGAAGUUCAGGAACCUGUUUGAACGCGGUCAGACGGACCGAUUCCUGCUGGAGAUGCUGGAUUUGGGGGAACUCUUGCGGAUCAGAGUGGAGCACGACAACACGAGCACGUCGGCCGGCUGGUUCCUGGAGUGUGUGGAGGUCACCAACACCGCCAACUGGGUGACCACCAUCUUCGUUUGUGGAAAGUGGUUGGACAAAAAUAAAGCCGAUGGACAAACUCAGAGAGUGCUGUAUCCUAAAUAUUAAACGCUGAUGAUUUUGAACUUUGGGACAAUCCAGUAGGACUUAUUUGUACUUUUUUAAAGAAAUUCAAAUAAACUUCCUUUGUACUGAGACGAUGUUGUUGUCUUUAAAUCUGGUCACAUUCUCAAGGUAUCGAACCUGCAAAGUUUGUCAGCUGCCAAAAACUGAGAUGUCUCCGAUUACAUAUUUUCAUAAUGUAGUCAAAGCAGUUUUAAGCAAAAAUAUGUUCCCCUGUGAUUUUAAUACUUCAAUGACUUAUCAACAUUCACGUUUCUGGUUCUCUGAUGUCAUUUAAUGAUCACAUGACAUGCAGCUAAACAAAUGAAAUAUUUCAUCCUUUAGUAAGUGUUUUUAAUUUGAUAUUUUUAUUAUUUAUGAAUAAUUAUUAGCUUUUAGUGUGUUGAAACAUUUGAUGGAAGUCAAUUUAUAAAUGUCAUUUUUUCCCCCCAUUUAUUUAUGACUCCAUUUAUACAGAGAAAUCAUUAAAUGAUCUUGGUUCUCUAAAGCCCAUUUGCCUAGAAAUUGUUUCAAGUCAUGUGUUAUUUUUUAUUCGGAAACAGACAAAGUCUGAUAAUAUUUUCUUGUGGUAAAAAUGUAUUGUAAUUUAAUUGUCUGUCAUUGUCCAAUAGAAAAUGUCAUUAUUUACUUUUCUAUUACUUUAGGCCUCAGUUAGGCAUCUAGUGUGUGUUUUAUCUCACAACACCUUUCUUUUGAGAAACCAGUUUCUUUUGAAGCGUUUCUCCGUCUUGUUUUCCUCUCAAUUUAACUUUUAUGAACACCGCGCCUACUUUAAUAUAACAAAAUGGAAAUGAAGCCUCGUGAAGCUCUGAGGUUUUUCGUUGAUGGUGCCACAAAAAUAUUCUAAAGCAAAUGCUAUAGAUAUAGAAACACUGUUUGCUCCUUUUAGUAAAAGAAACUGCAAUGCGCAAAAUGGCGGAAUAAGUCCCGCC
Molecule: messenger RNA, 8904 nt
Organism: Megalobrama amblycephala (Wuchang bream)
Lineage: Eukaryota; Metazoa; Chordata; Actinopteri; Cypriniformes; Xenocyprididae
Gene: loxhd1b
Product: lipoxygenase homology PLAT domains 1b
Exons: 45
Coding region: 797-7957 (2386 amino acids)
Molecular function (GO): protein binding
Source: RefSeq, a predicted model, not a curated record